Onychostoma macrolepis is the source of this 2934-nucleotide messenger RNA. Its product is annotated as E3 ubiquitin-protein ligase TRIM35-like. Gene Ontology annotation, molecular function: protein binding. Bases 391 to 1656 code for a protein of 421 amino acids. The record is from RefSeq and is a predicted model, not a curated record. The transcript is spliced from 7 exons. NCBI's taxonomy places the organism in Eukaryota, Metazoa, Chordata, Actinopteri, Cypriniformes, Cyprinidae.
ACUUUUUUACUUUUACUCAAGUAAUUAUAAAAUUAAUAUUUUCACUUCUAAUUGAGAAAUUAUUUCUGUAAUUGUUUGUACUUUUACUUGAGUCCAGUUUUUGAUUCCCGCCUCUGCUCGCGUCUCCAAACACUGACAGUCAGCACAAUAAACAGACAAGUGUUUAUCACUGAACUUCAGCAUGAGAAGAAUUCUGACAAAGAUUUGACCCUGGAGAAAAUCUGACAAAGAAAGAGCAGUAAAAAAAAAAAAACUAAGAAAGUGGAUUCUAGCAUUUUCAUUAUCAGUAUUUGAAUUUAUAAUUGUUCUUUAGUGUUUGAUUCAAGAUUUUCUAGCAUUAUACUUGAGAGUUUCAAUGCAAGUUUUGUUACAAUUUAACAUGAAGAAAUCAUGAUGUUGUUCUUUGACCCAAAGGUAAUCAUAAACCCCACCCUCUUAACAACACUUAAAGAAGGAGAUUGUAUGUCUCUUUUCUGUCAUACUGACUCUCUUGACAAAAGUGGAGAAACGAAGACAACUGCAGUUUACGCAGUGAGAAACUCAAAUUCUUCUGUCUGGUGGACAAACAGCAUUCACAGUGUUCAGUGUGCAGAGAUUCACAGAAACAUGGAAAUCACACAUUCAGACACAUUUGUAUCAAAUAAGGAGUUCGAUACAACACUGAAGUCAUUACAGGAGAAAAUUCAACUAAAUGAAAACAUUAAAAGAAACUUAGAGAAAACAGUUCAACAUAUUAAGUCUCAAGCUGAGCACACAGAGCGUCAGAUUAAACAGCAGUUUGAGACGCUUCAUCAGUUUCUCAGAGAUGAAGAAGAAGCUACAAUCACUGAACUGAGAGAGGAAGAGGAGCAGAAGACGCAGAUGCUGAAGGAGAAGCUGGAGGAGAUCAACAGACACAUCUCGGCUCUUUCACACACAAUCAAAGACACGGAGGAGAUGAUGAAAGCCGGUGACAUUCUGAAGGAGUUUCCAGUCUCAAUGGAAAGAGUCCAGAACCCACAGCCGGAUCCACAGAUGCCUUCUGGAGCUUUGAUUCAUGUGCCACGUUACUUGGGUAACCUGCCCUUCAGAGUCUGGAAGAAGAUGGAGGACAUCAUCCAAAACACUCCUGUGAUUCUGGAUCCAAACACGACUCAUCAAGAUCUCAUCCUGUCUGAUGAUCUGACCAGUGUGAGGGUCAGCAGGAAUAAUCAACCUCCUCCUGAUAAUCCAGAGAGAUUUAACGAGUAUCUCUGUGUUUUGGGAUCCGAGGGUUUUGACUCUGGAAAACACUGGUGGGAUGUGGAGGUUAAAGGCAGUUCAAACUGGAGACUUGGAAUAACUACAAUAUCAAACCAAAGGAAGGGACGUGGUUUCUUUAACACUGAUGUCUGGUGUGUGUGGCAUGGAUGGUCUUUACCGUGUGCUUUUCAUGUUGAACAGCAGAUUGAUCGUGUGAGAGUAUAUCUGGAUUGUGACAUAGGAAUGGUGUCAUUUUCUGAUCCUGUAACUAACACACAUCUACACACGUUCAAAGCAAAGUUCACUCAAAGACUCGUUCCAUUCUUCUGGUGUCUUGACUCUCUCAGCAUCUUACCGAUCAUUAACCAGAACCCUGUACUGGAGCAUAAACUUGAACAUCCCAGACACAUACCCAGUAGAUGCCCUAUCAGAUGAUGAUGUCUCACCAGCAGAAAGGCCCUCCCAGGAUCUCUAUUGUGGCAGCCCAUCCAGGUCCAGCAGGUCCAGCAGCUCCACCAGGGUCUCAAUGAAAGUGUAGUAUAAAUAUACUCCUAAUUACUGCUCGUUAAUACUUAGUAGUUGUUACGUUUAAGAAUUGGGUAGGAUUAAGGAUUUAGAAUAAGACAUUAUAUGCUUUUAAGUAAUAAUAUACAGCCAAUAUCCCUGUAAUAGUCAUGUUAAUAACCAACUAGUUAAUAGUGAGAAUUGAAUACUAAAGUGUUACCAAUAUUCUUAUUAACUCACCAAAGUGUUUAAAGAGAGGUUACAAAAAAGUAUGCAUUUUAAGGUUAGACUUUACAUUUCGAUGUUAAAUCCACUAUUGUAUUGUGUAUAAAUGUUCUACAGUCUAUACACGGUAUUAAUUUCAAUUACAUAAGAAGUAACCAAUAAAAUUACAGUAACUUAACUAGUUACACCCAACACUGCUGGGUAGGUACUUACUUAACAAGUGCUAAAAGUACAUACUCUACAAUUAUUUGUACUAUACAAUUAUAUUGAUGGAACGUGCUCAUUUUGUGGUCUUGUUGAAGAAACAGCUGCCGUUUUAUUGUGAUUGUAGUAUAAUCGAUACAUUUUGGGUUGAUUUAAGCUUUUAUAUUUUUAACCCUACUAAUGUGACCCAAAGUUUUACCCUUAAAGAUUUUAUUUUAUUAUGAAAAACCCAACAUCGUUAUCUCUUGAAUGUUGUUAAUUUCUUUAUUUUAUGGGCAAAUUUUUCAUCCACAAGAAAAAAUGGCUUAAAUCUCCUUCAUGUUUUCUUUUUCUUGUUGAAUUUAACUCUCGUUUAAUCCCUCAGGCUUUUAAAAUAAAUAAUUACGAUGAAUUAUUCAAAUAUAUUUAACCUUGUCAUUGUGCUUUUUCCUGUGUAUAUAUAAUCUCAUAUGAUGAAAGCAAACCCAUGAUGUUUAUGAUUUUUUUUAUUGUUAGAUAGCACCAUCUUUCCCUUACAAGUUCAGCAAUAAUAAUAAAAAAAGAUAAGAGCGACAGGUGCACUAACGCCUCUUAGCAUCAGUAACUCGACAUCCCUACCUACUAUGGUUUUCCUCAGUGUUUGCGAUUUUUGCAAAGUCUGCACAAAGGAGGCGUCGGGCAGCUGCUCGAAGAUCUCGUUUUUGGAGAAGACUGCUGAUUUUACACUCUCAAAAUGUAAGUAUUGCUACUUAAAAAUGAAGAUUACCCCAGAAUGCAUUGCAUUGCUAGCCCAUCCAAACA